AACAAACCACAAAACUGAAUACACCAUGAUCAUCACGCGCGGAAUCUCCGUAACGAACUUCUUCGUGGCUUCGUCCGCCCUCGCCUUCCAAGUCUUCGUCCUAUACCCAUGGCACAAACAACUCGAUGAUGGAUUUGAGGCCCUGAAGAAGGAACACCUCCGGGUGCUUAAGACGCUUGAGCAGUUACAGCAGGGGAAGGAGAGGGUUUCGGCUGCGGAGAGGGUUACAUCGGCAGUUCAUGUCUAA
This is a messenger RNA of Aspergillus ibericus CBS 121593, 247 nucleotides long. RefSeq lists its product as uncharacterized. Lineage: Eukaryota; Fungi; Ascomycota; Eurotiomycetes; Eurotiales; Aspergillaceae. The transcript is spliced from 2 exons. The record is from RefSeq and is a predicted model, not a curated record. Bases 26 to 247 code for a protein of 73 amino acids.